Molecule: messenger RNA, 1772 nt
Organism: Gigantopelta aegis
Lineage: Eukaryota; Metazoa; Mollusca; Gastropoda; Neomphalida; Peltospiridae
Product: Down syndrome cell adhesion molecule-like protein 1 homolog
Exons: 8
Coding region: 123-1130 (335 amino acids)
Biological process (GO): cell-cell adhesion
Molecular function (GO): protein binding
Source: RefSeq, a predicted model, not a curated record
GGUUACAGUUGAUGAGCUGACUGCUAUGACUCUGAGGUGUGAUGUUACCAGUAAUCCAGAAUCUGACAUCAAACUGUUGAACAACUCAGAGACUCUACGUGGAGUGACAAACUCUAAACAGGAUGAGUACACGUGGAACGAGGCUGGGUGUCUGGACACAGGACACUACAUGUGUGAAGCGGAAAACAACAUCAAGUCAGAUGUCAAUGAAAGUGUGCAACUUGUUGUUAGAUAAAGAGUUUACAGCAGCAGUAGGUGGCAGUGUAAGUCUGAAGAUAUCAGUGAUUGCCAAUCCAACACCGACAUUCACCUGGUACAAACUGACUGAUGGAAACAGAAAUAAUAUUGGGUCUGGUAGUUCAUCUACAACUGACGUAUCUGCUGUUGGAAAACUCACACUGAGAAAUAUUCAGCAGGGAGAUAUUGGGACCUAUCAAGUUGUGGUGUCUAAUGGAGUUAAAAACACAGAUCUUGUAAAGAACCUGACAAUUGAUGUAGCAGGUCCUCCGAAUGUUCCGUCUGCUUUCACAGCAUGGAGCAGUGAUCCACACUCAGUCUUAGUUGCUUGGCUGGAGGGAUUUAACGAAGGAUCAGAGCAGACGUUUGUUGUACAAUAUCGAGCAGACACAACACCACAGUGGACAAAUCUCACUGAAGUCAUUCCAGAAAAGGGUGUUAACACAAUUCAGAAAGCUGUUAUACCAAAUCUUCAACCAAACUCGAGAUAUAUUGUGCGGGUUUUGGCUUACAAUAAAUAUGGAUACAAAGGCUUUACUGAGGAAGAGGAAGCCUUCACUGCACCUCCAGGUGAAUCGUUUCUACCAGCCUCAUCAAACGAAAUAACUGGAGCAGGGAUUGCAGUCGGGACUGUGAUUGGAAUUGCUAUCGCUGCUGUGGCAGUGACUGUCUUUGUUGCUUUGCGGAGACGAGGCUACGUGUGUGCAUCUUCAAAAUCAGGUGGGCAGAAACCAGAAGGUAAUGUACAUCAGCAUGCACAGCUAGACGACAGAAGACGUGGAAACAAUCAUGAACUCGGUAACGGUGACCAGACAAACACAUACGAGGGACUGGGAACUCGAGAAGAUACGCCGUAUGCAAAAAUGGAACUUUAUGAAAAUCUUAAGACAUGAGAAAUCAUUAUGGUGAUAUACGUCAUAGAAUUAUGUUGCACGACGUACACGUAACACUGAAAUAUUCUGUUGGACUUUCACGAGGCCAAGUCACAAUAUGCUUAAUGACACAUCACUGACUGAACUGAUAUAUAUGCAAUACCUUAUCUUUGGUGUGAAAAUAAUGAUACAUUUAACCACGAAAAGUGCAUUUCCAUAGCUUAGAUCCCCUAUUGAACACAGACAAAUUAGAUUAAAAAACAACCCACGUUUAUUGGUAAGUCGUGUAAACCUUUUAUUUAGAAGUGAGUAAAAGAUAUGUAGUUCCAUUUAAAAAGUAUCAGUUGUAGAAAGUACUGUUGCACCAAGAUCGCUCCUUCUUCCAGCAAGUUAAACAGGAUGCUAAACGUGUCAGUGGAGAUCCAAUUGAACUUGAGCCUGCAAACUCCCAUGGUCAAUCCUCGGAUGCUAACAAUGAAACCAGUGGCAAACCAUCUAAAUAAAAAAAAGAACACUACCUUAGGUACGAACGUUGUCAAUAAAAUAUAAAUUAAAAAUAACAUGCAUUCAGAAUAAAGUUUUCUUCAACAAAGAAACAUUUACACUGGCCGUCUUUGGGUGUGGAUAUUCAAGAUUAUUGAAGACACCGCGACAGCAGCAAGA